This is a messenger RNA of Helianthus annuus (common sunflower), 2286 nucleotides long. RefSeq names its product nucleolar protein 8. Lineage: Eukaryota; Viridiplantae; Streptophyta; Magnoliopsida; Asterales; Asteraceae. Gene Ontology annotation, cellular component: nucleus. Gene Ontology annotation, molecular function: RNA binding. The transcript has 3 exons. The record is from RefSeq and is a predicted model, not a curated record. The coding region runs from base 68 to 2113 and encodes 681 amino acids.
AACAUAACCUAAGUCAUUAGUCACCUUCUGUUCUCAGAAGUUGCUUUCGUUUCCGUCUCCGGCGACAAUGGAGGGAGAGACAGAAAUAACGAAAGAGAAAACACGGAUAUACGUCGGCGGAUUAGGCGCCGGAGUGACGGAAGAUGAUCUCCGGAAAACAUUCUCGGCGUUGGGUGAAGUAGUCGCCGUCGAUGUCGUCCGCACCAAAGGCCGUAGCUUCGCUUACCUCGAUUUCCUCCCUUCUUCCGAUAAAUCUCUUCCAAAACUCUUCAGCACGUAUAAUGGAUGUAUGUGGAAAGGAGGGAAGCUGAGGCUUGAGAAGGCUAAAGAACAUUAUCUUGUUAAAUUGAAGCGUGAAUGGCAAGAGGAGUCUGAACAUGCCAGCAAAGCAUCUGAUAAAUGUAAUCCCGAUGCAACCAAAAUUCACGAUACAUCCGAGAAGCCAAAGAAACCGUCCCCUGCAGAUAAGACACAGAUACACAUAUUCUUCCCAAAGCUAGGAAAGGUGAAAUCAUUGGCUCAAGUUGGGAUCGGAAAACACAAAUACAGCUUUCAACGGAUUCAAGUUCCACCUGUUCCAACCCAUUUCUGCGAUUGCGAGGAGCACUCGCUUGCUUUUCCUCCUCCAAGUAAAAAACAAUCUAUGGAAAUCGACGACGCAAGCUACGGUAUCAACGAGCAAGAGCUGAGUAUUAUGAACUCAGUGAUGAAUAAGAUAUUCGAAAGGGCAAAUCCGUCUAAACAAGUAAUUGAGCGCUCUGAAUCAACAAAUGAAGAAGAUGAACCGGUUACUGCUGAAACUGACGAGGAAGAUCAGUUAACAGAUGAUGAUGAUAUGAUAAUCAACGUGGGUAAUAGGAAAAACGACGGUAUGGAUCUGUUAGGGGAAAUGAAAGCCAUGAUGGCGAAUACUUCUACUGAGAAACCAAAUAAGGUGAAAGAUAAUUCUCGAAAGAAAACUGAUCCGCUCGAUAAGAAGAGAAAAUCGUCACACACGGAAGAAACAUCUGGAAAUUCUCGGGCCCGUGUGGAUACUCAAGAAAACGACAAAAAAGAAGUUGGAGUAGUUAGGAAACAAUCGGAAAAUUCUCGGGCCCGUGUGGAUACUCAAGUAAACGACAAAAAAGAAGUGGGAGUGGUUAGGAAACAAUCGGAAAAUAAUUCUUUACGGUCACUGAAGUCUUCAUGGAAAGGUCUUAUUGGUCAGAAACGCGACACAUCAUUCAGUAUUUCAGACUUCAUUGCGUCUAGAAAAGAAGAGGAACUUAACACUGAUAAAAAGAGAAAGUUAGAGGCUGAUGAAAACAGGCCUGGAACAGAAGUAGGUGACGUGACUACAGAAAAUAACAUUCCCGACAUUAUCGCAAACAAUUAUGAGCAAAAAGAAGAGCAACCAAAAGCUGAUAAUCGUGACCAAAAAGAGGAAGAACCUAAAAGUGAGGAUGUUGACCAAAAAGAGGAAGAACCUAAAAGUGAGGAUGUUGACCAAAAAGAGGAAGAACCUAAAAGUGAUGAUGUUGACCAAAAAGAGGAAGAACCUAAAAGUGAUGAUGUUGACCAAAAAGAGGAAGAACCUAAAAGUGACGAUCUUGACCAAAAAGAGGAAGAACUUGAAACUGAUGAUCUUGAUUGCAAUUUUGAUAACCAUGAAAAUGAUCAAGAUUUAAAGAAACCAACUAAAGAUUCGCCUGUGAAAAACGAUGAAGAUUUGAUUCGGACAGCUAGAGGUGAAUUUUGGCGGCAUAAAUCUUCAUGGACACAACUGAUCAGCACUGCAAGUCAUAGUUCUUUCAGCAUUUCUCAGAUUGUUCCCGAUGUAAGUUUCGGAAAACAUGAACAACAAGCGGAUACAUUUGAUUCACAACCAGCAAACAAGAAUCAUGAUGAUCAGAUGAUUCAGAUCCCGAUUGUGACAAAGGAAGCUACUUUGUCGCCCGCAAAGAAUAAAGUUCCAGAAAGAAAGAGGGUUAAUUUAUCUCUUGGGAAAUUAGAAUCUGAUGAAACAUGCCCAUUUAUGAGGACCGAGGAGUCUAUGAAAAAGUGGAAGAACUUAAAGGCGUCUUCAAGCGGAUCGCUUAACAAAAAGAAACGGUUGGUUAACGAAUCUGCUUGAGCUCAUCAAGGUCUUUUUGAAUACUGUUAAUUUUUUUUUUUUUACCUUUUGAGUUAUGUAUGGUCAAUUAAGUUGUAUUCUUGUAACAACUUGGAUUUUAUCUGUCAUGUAUGAGUUGGUAAAAAACUGUACGUUUGCCUAAGAAAAAUAGAAAAUAUCACCUAAUGUGCCAA